AUGUCGGGAUUGGAAACAGCUUCAGCUUGUUUCCAUGCCGAAUGGAUUAAGUUGUUAAUAAAAGAUUGUGAACAAGAAGCUGAAGAAUUUGGUGCCAUAAAGUUGCUGCCACCAAAAGGUCGGGCCAUCUUGUGGAAUUUAUGCAGUGUUCUGGGAUUUCCAUCAUACGGUAUUCCUGGACAAGCCUGUGUGAUAUUUGAACGUUAUUUAUAUACAAUUUUUACGGGUUACACAACGAUUACCGAUCCCAGAUUACAAGCAGAAUUGUUGAAACGGUCUCAGAAGCGAUGUAUAGUAAUGAUGACUGGUUGCAUAUUACUCGCUGCUAAAAUGAACUCUUCCCAAAGUAUACAAAUAAACGCUAACGUAGUCCGACUUUGUCUCUUGUGCAAAGAGUUUCAAAUUCCUAUAUGGAGCGUUGUAGACAUAGCCCUCUUUUUGGCCUCAGAGAUGAAUAUAACUGUAGAAAAAAUGCGUGGAAUUGCAACAAUUGUAGAUAUAUCAGAAUUCUACAAAGUGGAUAUUGAAAUAGAUUUACGCAAGAACACUCAACUGCCACUUCAGUUUCGACGAAAUGGUAACAUCAUCCGUUCGCUACACUUGGCUGCUGGAGCAGUAGCCGCGUCGUCACGGCUCUCUAAUGCUCCAGACUCAUCGGAUAUUCUUACAUACCUUGUCAAAAUCCCUAAAAUUUAUAUACAGUGCCUUUGUGACGCUAUCGUAAAACAAAUCAAUAGCAAUCGUCAACGUCACCAGCCGUUGAUACUUAAACGGAAGAGCAGUUCU
Messenger RNA from Brenthis ino (lesser marbled fritillary), 786 nucleotides. The record is from the annotation of a GenBank genome assembly. NCBI's taxonomy places the organism in Eukaryota, Metazoa, Arthropoda, Insecta, Lepidoptera, Nymphalidae.